CUGAUUAUUCAUCUCAAUAUUUAUAUCCCUGCUCUCAGCGGGCAGCGCUAACGAGCGGCCGGGGAGUCCAACCACCGAACGAGCGCGGACUACAAGAAGCCCGGGAGUAGGAGGAGAGCGAACCUAGGAGACCGGAGCUCGGCCAGUUCCCCCGCAUCGCCUGCUGCCUGCAUGUAUUUACUGUCUGCUGACUCCCGCUUAGCCCCGACCCCCCGCCGCCGCCGCCAGCAGCAGGAGCAACAACAACAACAACCAGGCCCGAACGGAGGACAGCUACUGAGCCCGCCGUGUUGUGAGGCGCUGAAUGCAGAUUAACAGGGAUGCCCAAAGAAAAAUAUGACCCUCCUGAUCCUCGUAGAAUAUAUACCAUCAUGUCAGCAGAAGAAGUGGCCAAUGGCAAGAAGUCUCACUGGGAUGAAUUGGAAAUUUCUGGAAGGGUGCGCAGUUUAAGCACAUCACUUUGGUCUUUGACACACUUGACAGUCUUACACCUCAGUGAUAACAACCUCUCUCGAAUACCACCUGAUAUUGCCAAGCUCCACAAUCUGGUUUAUUUGGACCUCUCUUCCAAUAAGCUUAGAAGUUUACCAGCAGAGAUAGGAAACGUUGUCUCUCUCAGGGAAUUGCUUUUAAAUAACAAUCUGUUACGGGUUUUACCUUAUGAGCUGGGGCGACUGUUCAGGCUUCAGACCCUGGGUUUAAAAGGCAAUCCUUUAUCACAGGAUAUUCUCAGUCUGUAUCAGGAACCAGAUGGGAUCAGAAAGCUACUGAACUACAUGCUUGACAAUCUAGCAGUUCAUCCAGAACAGCUUCCUCAGAGGCCGUGGAUAACAUUAAAAGAACGAGACCAAAUUCUCCCCUCAGUUUCCUUUACAGUUAUGUGCUUCAAUGUUCUUUGUGAUAAAUAUGCUACUCGGCAGCUUUAUGGCUAUUGCCCUUCCUGGGCGUUAAAUUGGGAGUACAGGAAGAAAGGUAUCAUGGAUGAGAUAGGCAGCUGUGAUGCGGAUAUCAUCAGCCUUCAGGAAGUUGAAACCGAGCAAUACUUUACACUCUUUCUGCCAGCAUUGAAAGAACGUGGAUAUGAUGGUUUCUUUUCUCCAAAGUCACGUGCCAAAAUAAUGUCUGAACAAGAAAAGAAGCACGUGGAUGGUUGUGCAAUAUUUUUCAGAACUGAAAAGUUUUCCCUGGUCGCAAAACAUACCGUGGAAUUCAACCAGGUAGCCAUGGCUAACUCUGAGGGGUCAGAAGCUAUGCUGAACAGGGUUAUGACAAAGGAUAAUAUUGGUGUGUCUGUUUUGCUAGAAGUCCACAAAGAUCUCCCUGGGGGAGGCAUGAAGGCUCAUCAUUCAGCAGAUAAACAGCUUCUUAUGGUAGCAAAUGCCCACAUGCAUUGGGACCCAGAAUAUUCUGAUGUCAAGCUUAUCCAAACUAUGAUGUUUGUCUCUGAACUUAAAAGCAUUAUAGAAAAGGCAGCAAGCAGACCUGGCAGCCCUGCACCUGAUCCAAAUUCCAUCCCCUUUGUGUUAUGUGCUGAUCUAAACUCUUUGCCAGAUUCAGGUGUGGUGGAAUAUCUGACCAAUGGUGGGGUAGCUGACAAUCAUAAGGACUUUAAGGAGCUUCGAUACAAUGAGUGUCUCUCAAACUUCAACUGCAAUGGGAAGAAUGGGACCCCGGAUGGAAGAAUUACACAUGGCUUCCAACUGAGGAGCGCCUAUGAAAACAACUUAAUGCCUUACACCAAUUACACCUUUGAUUUCAAAGGGGUCAUUGACUACAUCUUUUACUCCAAGACACACAUGGAUGUUCUUGGCGUCCUGGGGCCUUUAGAUCCUCAGUGGAUGGCGGAGAACAACAUCACUGGCUGCCCUCACCCCCACAUACCUUCUGACCACUUCUCACUGUUAACACAGCUGGAACUCCAUCCUCCACUUCUGCCUCUCAUCAAUGGGAUACAUUUGCCAAGCAGGAGGUAGUGCUGACUGAGGCUUGGCAAUCGUUCUCAUGGACCUGUACAGCUGUAAGAGUCUGUAGGAGUGAAGUAUGGCCAACCUAAAGCUGCUUUUUCACAGCUCCUUCCCUUCUGUCAAAGCCGUGGUUCUGCAUUUUAUUGCAGGGAGGCAAUAUUUGGCAUUGGAGUUGGUACAGAAUCGGUCCUCCUCCCCAACUGUAUUUUUGUUACUUUUUAAACAAGCUUAAUCUUUUUAUUUUCUUUCUGCCCACAUUUUUCUUUUCUUUUGUAAGGAAUACCAUUGACAACCGCUAAAUACCAGGCUAUUUUCCCUUUUUUGAGUUCAUUGCCUUUUCAGUGAGUAGUAAAUUAGGACAACUGUGUAAUAAGGUCCCAGGGAAAAAUGAGCAACAAUGAUUUUACCCUACUCCAUCAAAAUGCUAUCUUAGCUGUCCUGUUAAAGCACAAUCUUGCUUCUACACACUCUCCAGACUUUAAUCCUUAAAUGCAUAUUGGAAAAUGAAUUUUUUUUAAGAGCUGAAAAUCCCCCCCCCCUAUUUGUAGCUUAUGAACACCCACGGUGGCCAAUGGCUAUGAAGAGAAUUACAAAUAUUGACUGUGUAUCUGUCGUCAUGCAUUUACAUUUUCUAUAAAUUAUAACUUUUUUUAUUUUUUCCUUCUUUCCCUCAAUAAAUUCUGUAUUUUGACCUUUUUAAAUCAGUCAGGAUAUUUCAGCAUGUCAGCAGUUCUCAUUAUUUAUGGAGCAUCCUGACAAAGAUUGCCAGUCUAAACAUGUAACCAAAGAUACUACUUACCCCAUAUUUAAAUCUUCCACAAAUCUUAAUUUUUUUGUGGCUUUUCCAGUCUUGAUCACAUUCAGUAUUCUCUUCAGAGCCAACUGGUUGGAAAAAUAUAAAGUGCUGUCAGUUUUUUCCCCCCUUUAGCAUCCCAGUUUAGUUGGCCAAAAAGGAGUCGGUAGGAGUAGUUUACAUCUUUUUGUGGGGUUUCUCAUGCUACCGUUGACUAAUUAUCCAAAAUUCUGCAUUUUCAAGUCUGGCCACCUAAAUCCCCAGAUAAUAUUGACUCAACUCUGUCUGGUAAGGUUUCACAAUUCAAAUAGUAGUUUAGUCUGGUACCCAUAUGUACCUUGCCUGUAAGGAGGUCUUCAACUUGUUGUUCCCUGACACCUGGCUAUGAAGGGGUUAAAGAGUUUUGCUGGUAAUUUUGUUUUCUUUGAAAAAUUGUAUUGCACUGGUUCAAUGGCCUCUAACUGCAUCAUUUCUUGUCUCUUGCUGCUAUGUUUUUAAAACUGCUUUUAAAUGAAAAUUCUCAAUGCACUUUAUUGCUUAGUCUCCCAAUGUGGCCACUUCUCAGACAGUCUUAUCCAAACUUUUUAACAAAAGACCCUUUUGAAAGCGUUACUGUUGGAUCCGUUUGGUGGGUAUAAACACAGGACUUCCCCUUUUCACUAGUAAGACUACAUUCCUCUCUUGCUUGUGGGUUUUUCCACGUACAGUUUCUAUAGGAUAUUUAUGUAUUUUACAUAAGUUACAUAUCAACUGCAGUCUGUACUAAAUUCCUGAAGUGCCUCCGUAUAUGUUUCAUAGUAAAGAAAAACUUCAUUCCAUAUGAUUUGAAGAAAUAAAGUAAAAAUUCCUUUUUUUUUUUUUUUUUUUUUUUUUUUUAUAGUGGUCUAGACUUGCACUUAUAAGACCUUGUUCACAAUUUGUGGUUUUUGUUCAACUGAAGUUCCAAAAAGAGGCAUGUCAUGUCUGCCCUCAAUCUCCACCGACCCACCCACCCCCAUUUUUAGAAUCCACUCCUAGAUUUGGCUUAAAAUUGUACCAAAACUUCACUAUUUGAACAAGGCCUAAAUGUGUUUCUUUGAAUCCAGUUCAGAUUUGAAUGUGUAACCACCCGUAUUCCUCUGUAAAACAAAUGCACAUCCAGAUGGCAUAGUUUCUGUAAAAAUGUAUCUCCUUUUAUGGGGUUAUCCACUCUUGUCUGAUGUGUUUUGCUUUCCUGUGGAGCAUAGGUGGUGUCAGCUGUUGAUGACAAUUUAACUUUUUCUGGUUGGCCCAAGAGCAGCUAGAAAAAUAUUUUAAACCCACUUGUCAACUAUUCGGUUACCGCCAACACAUUUAAAUCUGUUGUAAGCUUUUUAUUCAAAAUAAUAAUCAUCUAGAUUAUCUGCAUUUACAGCUUCUCAGGUACUGUAUAUAUUGUUAAACUGUAAAGCAUCAGACAAAGGAUUACUGUUUUGGUAGUCUGCUCCUUUUUGGAGAGGUGACAUGUAUGUAGCAGCACAAAGUACUUUAAGUCCUAUCCUUACAUGUGGUUAUUGGAGUCCUUGAUAGAAAUGAUAGAACAUGUCACUUAAGAGAAUUUUUGAUUGUAGUGUUUGUUUUUUUUCUCUUCACAUUGAUGGAAAUCACUGCAUACAUAGAAGUCAUUUAAUUAAUACCAGCCACUUUUUAAAAACUUUAAAUGCUUAGCUGUUGCAGUGUUGACUAUCUGAGGCAGUUGCCCAUUUUUUUUUUUUUUUAAUGGGUUCCUUUAAGAUUAAGUAAAUGCAUUGUAUCAUGUCUAUCAUGUCACAUCAGUACGCUGUCUUAGGUUGCUAUUACACUUAUUGCUUUUUUCCUUUCCAAUGACCUCCUGGAUACUGACUGACUGAUCAAUUUCCCUUGCCUAGUUAACUUUCAGUAUGACUUUUUGUCAUAUGGUUGCAUUGGACAAAGUAACGAAAUACAAAAAAGUGCCCGCCCUCCAUAUGUUUUAUUUGCAGUUAAUGUGGCCUAGGAUAUCCUACUUGUGACUUCAAAGUUUUAACAUUUAUAAAUUCAGAGGUAAUAAAACAAGUGAGAAUAUUUUUAUUAAGAAACAAUGUCCAGUUUUUAUUAAAUUGUACUCUGUAAAAAUUGUAACAAUAAAAUGUUUUUUUUUUUUUUUUUUUUUUUUUAAAUGAAUUUUGUUUAACCCCUUCGCCAGAGGUUGGAACAAUUUGGAGACCCCUCUAAGGUCAAAGGGAUACAUUUGCUUUUGAAACAUGAUUUGUUUUGCACUCAAAUCUGUCGGUAUUUUUUUUUUUGUUGUCCUUGCAUAUAAAUGCCAUUAAAUCCAUUAUGCAUUGGUAAAAAGCAGAAGCACUGAUUUUCUUUUGUUUGGUCAUGUAAAGCAUAUGAAGCCUGCAUUCAAAGAAAGUAGAAUGUGCAGUUUCUGGUGGUGGAUUAUAUGUUCCUUUUUUUUUUUUUUUUUUUUCUUGCAGAAGUUGUAAAAACCCUUUU
Messenger RNA from Hyla sarda, 5235 nucleotides. It is a transcript of the gene CNOT6L, whose product is annotated as CCR4-NOT transcription complex subunit 6 like. The record is from RefSeq and is a predicted model, not a curated record. Gene Ontology annotation, biological process: nuclear-transcribed mRNA poly(A) tail shortening. Lineage: Eukaryota; Metazoa; Chordata; Amphibia; Anura; Hylidae. Gene Ontology annotation, cellular component: nucleus; CCR4-NOT complex; cytoplasm. The transcript is spliced from 12 exons. Gene Ontology annotation, molecular function: protein binding; poly(A)-specific ribonuclease activity. The coding region runs from base 321 to 1973 and encodes 550 amino acids.